CCAUAGUCGACGCGGUAACACUAAUCAAGAUCGAUCAUGGGUCACCACGUCCGCCGAUUAGUCCUGGUGCUCCUCUUCGCUGCCGCGGCCAUGGCGACUAGCGAAGUGGAGACGACGCCACCGAUCCCGGACCAGAUAGUCCUCCCGCCACUCCCGUCGCCGGCCGACAUCCCGGUCACGCCGCCGUGUCUGAAGAGCAUAUCCGUGUGCGCACUCGUCUACCAGGACCCCUCCCAGCUGGCACCGUGCUGCGUCGCCGUCAAGAAGCUCUUCGGCAGCGACCCGGAGUGCAUCUGCAACGGAAUCGCUGAGGCUCAGAAGGUCGCAAAGCAGUCCGGCCUCAACUACACCGUCGACGGCCAGGAGAUGUUUCGCCGGUGCGAGAUGCCUCUCACCAGCUGCGACCCCGAAAAACCAGGAUCACAAAGCAUUGGAAAUGGAGCCCCUACUACGAGGUCCUUUGGUGUCUUUCAGAUCCUACUUGUCAUCCCAUUAUUCUUCAUGAUGUAAACCGAGUGCUGGGGGGCAUACUUUGCUUAUUUUUUGGACUUCGUUUCCCUCUUUUUUUUUAAUAUUUGUAAUCUCAUUUAUUUUAUAUGUUUGACUCAUGGUGCAAUCAAUAAAAAUCGGCGAGUGUUUUUCUCUUCA
Messenger RNA from Aegilops tauschii subsp. strangulata, 648 nucleotides. RefSeq lists its product as uncharacterized. The record is from RefSeq and is a predicted model, not a curated record. NCBI's taxonomy places the organism in Eukaryota, Viridiplantae, Streptophyta, Magnoliopsida, Poales, Poaceae.